This is a messenger RNA of Pleuronectes platessa (European plaice), 1815 nucleotides long. RefSeq names its product proteasome inhibitor subunit 1 (gene psmf1). NCBI's taxonomy places the organism in Eukaryota, Metazoa, Chordata, Actinopteri, Pleuronectiformes, Pleuronectidae. Gene Ontology annotation, biological process: proteasome-mediated ubiquitin-dependent protein catabolic process. The transcript is spliced from 7 exons. Gene Ontology annotation, molecular function: endopeptidase inhibitor activity; proteasome binding. The coding region runs from base 467 to 1291 and encodes 274 amino acids. The record is from RefSeq and is a predicted model, not a curated record.
GGUGGCAACAGAAACUGCCACUGAUUUGUAAAAGGCAGUUGCCACACCAUGGCUUUGGUGUGUGACGCUUUGAAUUUAAUAAAUUAGUGACGCCAAUACAUAAAUUAUGAAUUUAUUAAUAUGGUGUCUGUCUGUAUGAUACAAUGGCGGGGUCCAAAGGGAAAGUGGAAACAAAUUGGGCAGAGGGUUGUGAUGUGAAUGUGCUUGUGUGACUAGGGACAACAUGUAACACGUAAAAUAGGGACAACAUUUUAAAAAUAUUUUUAUUUAAAAAUAACUUUUCCACAUUUCUGGAUUUCAGGCAGUUAUAUAUCAUUUUUGCCUCCAACAGUCUGUCAACGAAGGCAGCUGCCUCCACAUAGCAGUGGCAGUUUCUGUUGACACCGGAAGUGCCUCUAAACGCUCCUGCUGAUACUACUGAGCUAGCUAGCCCUCACUGUGUUUGGAGCACAGGUUCGGAGGGAACAUGGCGGGUCUGGAGGUGUUGUUCACCUGUGUCUCCGGCGGCAUCAGCUGCCCGCAGGACGCGGCGGUGUGCUUCGUCCACUGGGAGAUGAUAAAGAGCGGACUGCGAUGCGUGGGCUCCGGAGACGUGCCCCUCAGCACUGAUAAGAGAUCCGAGCUUCUUCCUGCCGACUGGAGCAGCAACAAGGAGCUGUACAGUCUGAGAUACCAAGCCAGCGACAGUGACACACAACUGUUGCUCAAAGCCAUCACUGUUGACUCCAGCUUGAUCUUCAACCUGAUGAACUCCAGCACGCAGCAGGUGUCCGACCUCACGGUGAACGUCAGCGAUCACGUGGAUGCUGACCAGCUGCACACGUUUGACAGUGUCUACAAAGACACAGACGGUCUGUCAGAGAUGGUGAAGACUCAGCUGCUGCCAUCUCAGGACAGACCGAUGGGACAGAGGACAGAGAGGAAGAGCCGGAGGGAGGAAGAGGAUGACAGAAGAAGAAGACAGAACGAGCCCCUCCACAUGCCCAGCAGACAUCCUCGCCAGGGAACACAGCCGCACUGGCCUGACCCCAUGGCUCCUCCCUUUGCUGUUGGAGGAGCAGAUCUGGAUCCUUUUGGGUCUCGUGGCGGUGGUGGGAUGAUUCUCGACCCGUUGAGGUCGGGGUAUCCUCGCUCUGGUUUUGACCCGUCCAGCGGGAUCCCAGACAUUCUGCCUCCCGGGGCCGUUCCCCAAGGAGCUCGCUUCGACCCGUUUGGACCAGUCGGACAACGCAGAGCAGGGCCGGACCCGGACCACCUGCCUCCUCCUGGUUAUGACGACAUGUUCAUGUAGCAGCAGCUUCCUGCUCCUCUUCUCUCGCGCUCGUCUUCAUCUCCGGGGUUUGAAAAGAAAACCUUUUCCUUUUUGUUUUGUGAUGUGUUCAUUCCAUAGAACUAAUGUGUUUAAAAGUUGCGUGGAAGAACGCUGAAGAUCCGUGUUCAUGCCGUGUUUAAUAAUAAUAAUAUCAUAAACGAUCAUAAUCUUUUUUUUGUGUUGACGUCUGAACUUUUUUUUUUUCUGAGACAACCUGUUAAAACAUGUUAAUUAUCAGAGCGUGAAGGAAGUGAUCCUCACCUUCUCAGUCCUUCAGAGUAAAACCUCCUCAGUGUCUAACGUUAGAUUCUCAUCACAAUAAACCACGUCUCAUAUUUGUAAUUUAUUCAUGAGGACGUUUUCUUGAGCUUGUGUUUUGCAAACUUGUUAAAAAAGAUUGAAACCUGGUUCGGAUUAAGUUCUUCAGUUUGGAUUGUUGUUAAUUUAAAAACAAGGAUGAGAGAUCUCGUGUCAAAAUGCCCAAAUAAAAAGCUCAGACUUUA